Rangifer tarandus platyrhynchus (Svalbard reindeer) is the source of this 2157-nucleotide messenger RNA. The record is from the annotation of a GenBank genome assembly. Lineage: Eukaryota; Metazoa; Chordata; Mammalia; Artiodactyla; Cervidae.
AUGUCGCCGGCUCCAGCUGCAGCCCAGGCUCCUGUGUCGGUCUCCCUGUUUGACCUCAGCACGGAUGCUCCGGUCCUUCAGGGCCUGCGCCUGGUGAGCCACUUUCCCGAGGAGGCCUUGGCCCAGGCUCUGCAGACUUCCUGUCCAGGUUCAGAGGAGCAAAUAAGCCCAGAAAGAAGACCACUCCAGGGUCCUCUGGAUAUUUCAGAGAAGUUGUUUUGUUCAACCUGUGACCAGGUCUUCCAGAACCACCAGGAACAGAGGGAACAUUACAAGCUUGACUGGCAUCGGUUUAACCUAAAGCAGCGUCUCAAGGACAAGCCUCUCCUGUCUGCCCUGGACUUUGAAAAGCAGAGUUCCACAGGCGAUCUUUCCAGCAUCUCAGGAUCAGAAGACUCAGACAGUGAGGAGGACCUGCAGAUACUGGAUGAGGAGAGGGCUGACUUGGAGAAGCCUAUGCGACCCCGAGGCUUCCACCCCCAUCGGGUUCUUUUCCAGAAUGCCCAGGGCCAGUUUCUUUAUGCCUAUCGCUGUGUCCUAGGCCCUCGCCAGGUGCCCCUUGAAGAACCAGAACUGCUGAUUCAGAACCUGCAGAGUGGAGGUCCCAGGGACUGUGUGGUGCUCAUGGCUGCUGCUGGGCACUUUGCUGGUGCCAUUUUCCAAGGACGAGAAGUGUUGACACACAAAAGCUUUCACCGCUACACAGUGCGGGCCAAGCGGGGCACAGCGCAGGGGCUCCGGGACGCGCGGCAUGCAGCUGCUGCCUCUGCUGGGGCCAGUCUGAGGCGCUACAAUGAAGCCGCACUCUAUAAGGAAGUUCGUGACCUGCUGGCAGGGCCAGAUUGGGCUAAGGCACUGGAGGAGGCUGGGACGAUACUGCUGCGUGCCCCCCGCUCUGGCCGGUCCUUGUUCUUCGGGGGCCGUGAGGCUCCCCUGCGCCGGGGUGAUCCCCGACUUUGGGAUAUCCCCCUCGCUACCCGAAGACCCACCUUCCAAGAGCUACAGCGUGUACUCCAUAAGCUGACCACGUUAUAUGUCUAUGGAGAAGACCCCCGGGAGACAGACAAGUUGGAUUUACCUCAGACACACCGGAAGAGAGUGAAAGAAAGGAAGGCUAUCGAGGAAGAAAGAAAGGUCCCCAGUGAUGAAAAUGAAGCACUCGGGCAGAACGAGGAAGCUCCCAGACAGGGAUUAGAGUCAGAGGGAGAGGAUGGCUCCCAGGUAGAGUUGGAGCUAGUAGAGGUGACACUGGGAACGCUGGAUCUUCGUGAGUUUGAGGUAUUUCCCAAGCAAAGGAGGAGAAAAAGGAAUAAGAGGGAGAGAAAGCAAGACCUGGAGUCUGGGCUACAAAUGACUCUUUCCCAGCAACCAAAGGAAGAUGAGGCCCUUUCAGGGUCAGCCCCUUUGGGGCCUCCCUGGGAUGAGGCCACGUCCCCCGGUCAGCCGGAGCUCUGGGAUGUGCUUCUAGCUGCUUGCAGAGCUGGAGAUGUGGGGAUGCUGAAGGACCGGCUCACUGCCAGCCCCCUAGACCCUGGAGUUCUGCCUCUGCUCACUGCCCCCUUGGGCUCCGGCGGCUUCACUCUCCUGCACGCAGCAGCUGCAGCUGGGAGAGGCUCAGUGGUUCGCCUGCUGCUGGAGGCAGGUGCGGACCCCACUGUGCAGGAUUCCCAAGCUCGGCCACCGUAUACAGUUGCAGCUGACAGAUCAACACGCAAUGAGUUCCGGAGGUUCAUGGAGAAGAAUCCAGAUGCUUACGAUUACAGCAAAGCUCAGGUGCCGGGGCCGCUAACAGCAGAAAUGGAGGCACGGCAGGCCACUCGGAGAAGGGAGCAGAAGGCAGCCCGGCGGCACCGGGAGGAGCAGCAGAGGAAGCGGCAGGAGCAGGAGAAGCAGGAGCGAGAAGAGCAGCGGCGAUUUGCUGCCCUCAGUGACCGGGAGAAGAGAGCUCUUGCUGCAGAGCGCCGACUCGCUGCCCAGUUGGCAGCCCCCAACCCUCAGACCUCUGACCCUGCCGUCACCGUCAGCAAUAUUCCGCGCUGCUGGAGUUGUGGGGUGUCUCUCCAAGGCCUUGUUCCUUUUCACUGCCUUGACUUCUCCUUCUGCUCCACACGCUGCCUCCGGGAUCACCGCUGUCGGGCUGGGAAGCCCUCUUCCUGA